UCCGCGUGGAAAAUGAUGAACGGUGAUCCAACAGAAAAGUGAUAAGAACAAAUUCAAGUUGGUUGCAAUGGGUGGAAGAGGACGAGGAAAGGCCAGUGGAACGCUCACACAAGAACAGUUACAAUCUUUGGGGGUGACCAGCAAGGAAAUCCAGGCCGUAACUUCGGCAGCUCCGCCGCCCGUUUUUCCGGCGCUGCUCUCGAAACCGGUGGCCCUGGAGUCUAGUGUCGACAGAAACUACAAAAUCCUCUGGAAGGAAGAUUUCAUUUCCUAUUUGCGCGAAUCCGCCUAUUUCACCACUAAAAAAUGCUCGAAGCUGUCCGUUCAGCGCUACUCGGACAAAGUUAUCAACGUAAUAGAGAAUGAUCCCAAAGCGAAGCGUGACGGGGAUUUCCUCUGGAGUUGCAUGCCCGCGGAGCUGAUGCCCAAUUUCAAGCGAGCAAAGCAGAUUAAUAGCGCGGCAUCGAAACCGAAGCGACCACGCACGGCGGAAGAUAUUGACGCUAAAUUACAGGCUCUCGAGCAGAAAGAGAGUACUGCCGCGAAGGCAGAUGGCGUCAAGAAGGAGAAAAGUGAAACAGAUGACGAGAAUGAGGAUGACUUGGAAGAGGAAAUGGCUGACGAGGAGAUGGACGAUGAUAAUGAUUACGGAAACAACUAUUUCGAUAAUGGUGAAGCCUACAACGAAGAGGAUGAUAAUCUCGACGAUGGGCCGGUUUAUUGAAUAUAUUUGAUAACGAGAGUAA
This is a messenger RNA of Anopheles aquasalis, 746 nucleotides long. RefSeq names its product RNA polymerase III subunit G (gene Polr3G). Gene Ontology annotation, biological process: transcription by RNA polymerase III. The record is from RefSeq and is a predicted model, not a curated record. Gene Ontology annotation, cellular component: RNA polymerase III complex. NCBI's taxonomy places the organism in Eukaryota, Metazoa, Arthropoda, Insecta, Diptera, Culicidae.